Messenger RNA from Ochotona princeps (American pika), 1449 nucleotides. It is a transcript of the gene CAMK1, whose product is annotated as calcium/calmodulin dependent protein kinase I. Lineage: Eukaryota; Metazoa; Chordata; Mammalia; Lagomorpha; Ochotonidae. Gene Ontology annotation, cellular component: intracellular anatomical structure. The transcript is spliced from 12 exons. Gene Ontology annotation, biological process: peptidyl-serine phosphorylation. The record is from RefSeq and is a predicted model, not a curated record. Bases 189 to 1301 code for a protein of 370 amino acids. Gene Ontology annotation, molecular function: calmodulin binding; ATP binding; calcium/calmodulin-dependent protein kinase activity.
UCCUCCGUUGACAUCAGAGCUGCGGGCGGGCGGGCUGGCGCUGGGAGCCGCCGCGCUCGAGCCCCGCGAGAGAGCGGGCGGCAGCGGCGAACGGCGGUGGGAGCUUGCGCCAGCACCUCGGCCCUCGCAGCCAGCCCCGCGGCUGGGCAGCCGCAGGAGCCCUGGCUGUGGCUGGGGGGCAGUGGGCCAUGCCGGGGGCAGUGGAUGGCCCCAGCUGGAAGCAGGCGGAGGACAUCCGGGACAUUUACGACUUCCGCGAUGUUCUGGGCACGGGAGCCUUCUCUGAGGUCAUCCUGGCAGAAGACAAAAGGACACAGAAGCUGGUGGCCAUCAAGUGCAUCGCCAAGAAGGCCUUGGAGGGCAAGGAGGGCAGCAUGGAGAACGAAAUUGCCGUCCUGCACAAGAUCAAGCACCCCAACAUUGUAGCCCUGGAUGACAUCUACGAGAGUGGGGGCCACCUCUACCUGGUCAUGCAGCUGGUGUCAGGUGGGGAGCUGUUUGACCGCAUCGUGGAGAAAGGCUUUUACACUGAGCGGGACGCCAGCCGCCUCAUCUUCCAGGUGCUGGAUGCAGUCAAGUACCUGCACGAGCUGGGCAUUGUGCACCGGGAUCUCAAGCCAGAGAACCUGCUGUACUAUAGUCUGGAUGAAGACUCCAAGAUAAUGAUUUCCGACUUUGGCCUCUCCAAGAUGGAGGACACAGGCAGUGUGCUAUCCACGGCCUGUGGGACACCAGGAUAUGUGGCCCCUGAGGUUCUGGCCCAGAAGCCCUACAGCAAGGCCGUGGACUGCUGGUCCAUCGGGGUCAUUGCCUAUAUCCUGCUCUGUGGCUACCCUCCCUUCUACGACGAGAAUGACGCCAAACUCUUCGAGCAAAUCCUGAAGGCCGAGUACGAGUUUGACUCUCCUUACUGGGACGACAUCUCCGACUCUGCCAAAGACUUCAUCCGGCACUUGAUGGAGAAGGACCCAGAGAAGCGGUUCACCUGUGAGCAGGCCUUGCAGCACCCGUGGAUCGCAGGAGACACAGCUCUAGACAAGAACAUCCACCAGUCAGUGAGCGAGCAGAUCAAGAAGAACUUUGCCAAGAGCAAGUGGAAGCAAGCCUUCAAUGCCACAGCUGUGGUGCGGCACAUGAGGCGGCUGCAGCUGGGCACCAGCCAGGAGGGCCAGGGGCAGCCAGCCAGCCACGGGGAGCUGCUGACCCCAGCCGCAGGGGGGCCGGGGGCCGGCUGCUGCUGCCGGGACUGCUGCGUGGAACCGGGCCCGGAGCUUCCACCCACGCUCCCCCCACAGCUGUAGGGCUGGGAUCUCCUGCCCCGGAGAGGUGGGGUAGCCUACUCUCCUUCCUUCCUGCCUGCCCCAGGCCCUGCCAUCCUCACCAUGUUUUCCAUACAAAUGUUUCUAUUUUAUUGUUCCUUCUUGUAAUAAAGGGAAGAAGAUAAAACCG